Messenger RNA from Bipolaris sorokiniana ND90Pr, 289 nucleotides. RefSeq lists its product as uncharacterized. NCBI's taxonomy places the organism in Eukaryota, Fungi, Ascomycota, Dothideomycetes, Pleosporales, Pleosporaceae. Gene Ontology annotation, biological process: glycerol transmembrane transport; water transport. The record is from RefSeq and is a predicted model, not a curated record. Gene Ontology annotation, molecular function: water channel activity; glycerol channel activity. The coding region runs from base 63 to 224 and encodes 53 amino acids. Gene Ontology annotation, cellular component: plasma membrane. The transcript is spliced from 2 exons.
CGCAACCAUUCUUGACCAAGACUAGUCAGUUCUUCUCAGAGUUCAUCGCAAGCACGUUACUCAUGUUCCUGAUAUUUGCGCUGAAAGAUCCUAGCAAUAACGGUGUACCCAAGAGCGAUAAGUGGUUCCCACUAUGUUUGUUCUUUCUCAUCUUCGGUUUGGGCUCUUGUUUUGGUUGGCAGACUGGCUAUGCCAUCAACAUUGCUCGCGACUUUAGCCCAUGACUGAUGUCCUAUGCUGUCGGAUAUGGCCAUGAGGUUUGGUCUGCAGGUGGAUAUUACUUCUGGGU